CGUCGCGUCGCGCGCCUACCGGGACCCCAACUCGUGCACCAGCGCGCGAGGGAGACUGCACCCAGGCUCAUCUAGAACGACUGCUUGUUGUGGGGGACGCACGCGCUAGCGAGUACUUACCCUCAGGCGGCAGGAGCGGGCAAGAUGCGGUCAUUACUGAAGCCGCUGGCUAUCCAGGCCGCGUACUCCCCCAUUGAGACAAUUGUCUUUUUCUUCAUCCUCAGCACCCUCGCCUACUUCCACAUCCUCGAUGCCAUCAAGAACUCGGCUUUCUUCGAGCGAUACCCAAGCCCUCCCCUCCCCUUCGGCAGCGCAAGGAGCGUUGAAUACACAUUGCGACCCGCCCACAUCCUGCUGAAGACCGAGUCCGCGUCCGCGGACACCACGGAGUGGAUCCCCAUCCGCGAAUCCGCCUUCUACCUCCCCUCCCACUCCCCCGAAGUCGUCAAGGUCGAGCUCCAGCAAAUACACGUGCACGCGGAGCCCGAGUACGUCGAGGCAGUCGCCGAUGCGCUAACAACCGCUCCCGAGUACAUGGAAUGGUGUCACCGCCCGUCCACCUCCGUCACGGCCGAGCAUUCCAACGGGACGUGCUUUGCGCACCGCGACGGCGCGGUCGUCACGCUCGCGUUCGCCUCGUCCCGGGGACGCGAGUCCUUCGUCCGAUCAAUGGACCACAUCCAUCUCCCGGUCGACGCGCAGGACGGCGCGCCUGCGAAUGUGGAGCUGUUGCCUGCGCCUACAGUAUCUGGCGCGCAGGACCCUAUGCGCAGCCCGACCUGGAUGGCGUACGCGCUGUGGGCUGUCGGCUCGCGUUUCUGGGAGCUCGCCAAGGUAUGUCCUGACGUCCAGUCGACAUCAUCGCGUCGGCUAAUCACCCAUAUUCCCAGAACGCCCCGUCACUGGAUAUCCUCCUCAUUCUAGCGGGCUACGUGCGUGUUCUAGCUGCCCUGCCCCGCCUCGAGGGUGAUACUGAUACCGCCUGCAGACCCUGAUGUACUUCACGUUCACGCUGAUCUUCGUGCGCAGCCGCCGCCUCGGAAGUGAGUUGGAGGCUCCUGACGCGUCGCUUGCGAUUGUUGCUGAUCAUCGGUUGCAGGCACGUUCUGGCUACCGACCGCGGUGCUGUCCUGCGCUGUGUUGGCGCUGCUGCUCAGCCUGCCCGUCGCGAUGUGGCUGGGGGUGCAUAUUGAUGUGGUGGCGCUAGCUGAGGCUUUGCCCUUCCUCGUGUGCAAUUCUGGUGGAAUUUGUUGCCGCAGGAAAAUCUGAUCACGAAAUUAUAGGAUAGCGCAGACUCGGUUACCUCGAAUGGCAAGCACUCG
Schizophyllum commune H4-8 is the source of this 1322-nucleotide messenger RNA. RefSeq lists its product as uncharacterized. NCBI's taxonomy places the organism in Eukaryota, Fungi, Basidiomycota, Agaricomycetes, Agaricales, Schizophyllaceae. The record is from RefSeq and is a predicted model, not a curated record. The transcript has 4 exons. Bases 145 to 924 code for a protein of 259 amino acids.